Molecule: messenger RNA, 413 nt
Organism: Zootoca vivipara (common lizard)
Lineage: Eukaryota; Metazoa; Chordata; Lepidosauria; Squamata; Lacertidae
Source: RefSeq, a predicted model, not a curated record
CUUGGGAAUAACACAUUCUAGGCCUUUCAGAGAGAGAGAUUGCGACAGCCUGAGGGCGGGAGAAAAAGAAAGAAAAGAAAACAGAUUGAAAAGAAAGGGACUGGACCCAUCGCAAGAAAGGAAGAUGAAACUGCAACUAGUCUGCGUGGUCUUCAUUCUUCUCAGCGCGGCCACCAGAAACACUUGUGCCUUCAAACUUCAGACAGAUGUUGAGAAAGACCUCACGAGCUUGGAUACGUACAAGACAGAGCCCAGGGCAAAUACUGUUCAGGCGUUGCUACGGAGAGCCAAGCGCUUCAACAGCCACUUCCCCACCUGCCGCUACUGCUGCAAUUGCUGCAGAAACGAAGGAUGUGGCCUGUGCUGUUGGGCCUGAGGGCCAAGGAUGACUUUGGCACCGCCGGGCUGCUCCC